Messenger RNA from Anopheles funestus (African malaria mosquito), 2018 nucleotides. RefSeq lists its product as uncharacterized. Gene Ontology annotation, molecular function: endonuclease activity. Gene Ontology annotation, biological process: maturation of 5.8S rRNA; maturation of LSU-rRNA. Lineage: Eukaryota; Metazoa; Arthropoda; Insecta; Diptera; Culicidae. The transcript has 3 exons. The record is from RefSeq and is a predicted model, not a curated record. Gene Ontology annotation, cellular component: preribosome, large subunit precursor; Las1 complex. The coding region runs from base 81 to 1739 and encodes 552 amino acids.
AUGCGGCCGAGUAAUGUCACAAAACUUUCAAAACAAGCACAACAUUCGGUAUAGCCACGCCAGUUUCGUACACUUUUGCAAUGGAAAAUACUGCUGCACCAACCAUAACGCCUCCUUGUAAUAUCGAUAAAAAGCAACCUAACCAAACGUACAUCUCGGCAUGGCGCAACAAGGACGAGUUCCAAUCGGUGUAUGAAAAGAUAUUCAACUCACCUGCGGAUGAUAUCGCAUCGAAAGCGGAAGCCCUCCAGUGGUUAAACAUGUGGAAGAUACGUCAGGUGAAGGGUUUUCCCGUCUGCGUACGCUGCACAUUAGUGGUGCUAGAGGCACAGGUGUUUGAUUUGCGUGUCCAGCGCGAUACUAUUGAUAGCCCUGCGACGGAAAGCAAAAACAUGUACGCCGGUGCAUUUACGCGCUUCGUUAACUACCUAACGGAGAUUGUGACGCGGAAGAAAACUAUUGCCGAAUCGGUGCGUGACAUUGGCAUCGAGGCGUAUCUGGUGGAGUUAAGAAAUCUGUGCGCACAUCGGUCAUCCAUCUCGAUCUCGAUUGAUGUGUUCCGUCGGUCGGGUCAGUACUGUAUGGAUUGGCUGCAAAAGUCCUACUGGCAGCCGGAACUUGCCAGUAUGGAAUCGGUCAAUCCGGGGACGUUGAAAUAUUGGAACCACGCGGAUAAUCAAUUUCUCGAAAUGAGUGACAUACUGCGCACGUACGAUGUAGUGUCGGCUGCACGCGUAAGGAAAAUGUACCACCUGGAUGAUGCCAUCAAACGUAUGGCAUUAACGCCGGAUGAAGUGAAGCUGCUAGAAAAGCACCAACCCGAUCAGCUUGGAAAAAUUGCGGAAACAAUAGUAAAGCAACUGCAGAAUCUGCCACUGCCAAAAACUCAGGCAUCAGUUAAUGCGGUUUGCACAGCGCUGUUCGAUAACUGUAAGCGAAUGUUCGAAGACGCCGUCCGGUAUGGUGACCGUGCGCAAACACCGUUCGGGGCUUUGCACAGCGGACUGUUCCGUGCGUUGGCAGCGAUGGGUUGCUUGCAGACACUGUUCGAGCAGCUGAUGGUAAUAUGCGAACGCCCCAACAACAUGAAUGCCGAUCAGCGGCCAUGGGCAAAGUAUUGGGCACACAGAAUAGCGGUCGGAUAUCAGCUGCUAAAGGAAUACAAAAAGUCAUGCCACACGUCACUAUCGGGGAGGGUAUUCCGAAUGGGUCAAACGGCUCAAUUUUACCUAGCCCGACGGUGGUACGCAACGCGGCUAAAGUCAACCUACGGUCAUCAUUUAAUGUUAAGCAUUUACGUUGACUGUCCGUGGCAUUUAAAGCUUUCCCGUACGUACGUGAUGGCGAGGUUAAUGUCGAUGAAUGAGUACACGAAGGAUAUAGUGCCGGUAUUACUUACCCUACAAGAACCGCCACUGUCCAAUGAACAGCAGAGCAAGAUCCAACGGCUAACCCAGAUUUACUAUACGAAUAGUAACGUCAUGUUCGAGACUUCCUGUGCGAAGAACAUGCCAACGGCGGGCAAGAAAGCAAACGGUAAACAGCGUAGCAAUGCGAAUGAGUCCAAAAUUUACACAGCAGAAGAUCUUAAAGAAACGAUCGCUAAAAUACGCAAAAGGACCACCAAACCAGCGGAAGAAACAAUUCCUGCGAAACGUGCAAAACAUUGCGGAGUGUGGACGGAACCGGAUGAAACGCUCAACUGGGGCAACUAUCCGCUGGGAACUUACCGUACAUAAAAGAAAAUGAGGAAAAAUCAUAAAAUAAGAACAAAAAUGUACACCUAAACAAACGAAAAGCUUUGUUUACUCUUACCCGCAAUUCAAACUAAUGUCAAACGCAAAAUGACAUCUCUUUGUCAUUUACUUUUUCGAACAAUAAAGUUCAGUUAGCGCGAAAAAUAAAGCAAGAUGAAACGCGUUCAUCCAUCAGAUGUGUUGCGUGGUAAAAGUUUUGUGUCCACACGUACUUGGUAAGAACAUUUGUAAAAUAUAGUCUACUGCUUCCUAAUAAAAAUA